AUGUACGCCUUGUUACAAUGGCGGAAAGGAUCUUCUUUUGCUUCUGAUCACAUCGUCGUGAUCGUAACACUUAUUAUUGCGGCGAUUGUUGCAUCCAGGUUUGGGACCUCAAAGAGAAACUCUUUUCCUUUGGUAAACCCUCCUACAUGGUUUCAGCCUCGUGCCGUUAAAUACUUCGAAUUUCUAAAAAACGGCAUGGCCAUUUUUUCACAAAGUCGAUCUCAACACACCGAAAAGCCGUUUCGAAUGCUCACUGAGCAGGGUGAAUUUAUUGUCCUUCCCUCUCGCUUCGGUAAUUUUAUUCGGAAUGAGCUUGGGCUUGAUUUCCGCACCUGCAUUAACGAGGACUUCCACGGCUAUCUCCCGGGAUUUGAGCCAUUUGGCUUCCUCAAUGACAAGUCCCAGAUUUUGCAAACCGUAGUGCGCAAACAACUCACCAAACAACUAAACACGGUCACCCAGCCCCUGUCGACAGAGGCAACGUUUGCAACUGACUUAAUUUUCGGCAAUUCAUCUGAAUGGCAGGAAUAUCCUCUUAAAGAUUCGAUAUUAGACUUGGUUGCCCGUCUAUCUUCCAGGGUAUUUCUGGGCGAUGAGAUCUGUAGAAACGACGAGUGGCUCUGGCUUACCAAAGAGUAUACAAUUUUAGCCAUGAAGGCCGCAUUGAAGCUCCAAAUGCUUCCCAGGUUACUACGGCCAAUCGUCAACAUGUGGGAUCCGGACUGUAGACGACUGCGUGUAGCAAUUGCACACGCUCGGCAGCUCAUUACCCCCAUUGUCGAGCAGCGUCGAAAGGUAACGGAGCAGGCCCGAGCUUCCGGUAAACCAGUUACGUCUUCAAAUGACGCAAUUGAUUGGGCAGAGAGCGAAAUUGGCCACAACUCGUAUGAUCCUGCCAAGCUGCAACUAACAUUGUCUUUUGCUGCAAUUCACACAACAACGGACUUGCUUUCGCAGACGCUACGCAUGUUGGCAAUGAAUCCGAUUUAUAUUGAACCCCUGCGGAAGGAAAUCAUUGAGGUUCUGCGUGCUGAAGGCUGGACAAAAAGUGCGCUAUACAAGAUGAAGCUACUCGACAGCGCUGUGAAAGAAGCCCAAAGGCUAAAACCCAAUGGAUUGCUUAUGAUGCGACGAUAUGCUACGAAAGACACUCAACUCCCAGAAGGAGUCACUAUCUACAAGGGAGAACGAAUAGCCAUCGAUGGUAGCAACGUGAUGAAUCCAGCUAUCCACGAAAAUCCUGAAAAUUUUGAUAUAUAUCGCUUUAAGAGUAUGCGGGAAGAGCCUGGUAACGAAAAUAAGGCGCAAUUAGUUUCGACAAGUGCGGAUCAUUUGGUAUUCGGUCAUGGCCACUUCGCCUGCCCAGGUCGAUUCUUUGCUUCUAAUGAGGUUAAGCUGGCUUUGUGUCAUCUCCUGCUUAAAUAUGACUGGAAGCUAGUGCCAGGAACCCCAACAAAGCCAGUGGUCAAUGGGGUAAGCAUGAGCAUUAGUAACAAACUGCAGGUUAUGGUUCGGCGGCGCAAGGAGGAGAUCAACCUUGAAUCGCUUAGAUUUUAG
This is a messenger RNA of Colletotrichum truncatum, 1557 nucleotides long. Its product is annotated as Dihydromonacolin L monooxygenase LovA 1. Lineage: Eukaryota; Fungi; Ascomycota; Sordariomycetes; Glomerellales; Glomerellaceae. Gene Ontology annotation, molecular function: oxidoreductase activity, acting on paired donors, with incorporation or reduction of molecular oxygen; monooxygenase activity; heme binding. The record is from RefSeq and is a predicted model, not a curated record.